Molecule: messenger RNA, 186 nt
Organism: Paramecium sonneborni
Lineage: Eukaryota; Ciliophora; Oligohymenophorea; Peniculida; Parameciidae
Source: the annotation of a GenBank genome assembly
AUGUAUUAUAUUAACUACUCAUCUUUUGGAAGAAGCUUGAGAACUUUCAGAUUAUGUCGGUAUACUGUUUUUGGAACAGUUGAUUAUAUAAAAAAACAAUUCUCAGUAGGAUAAAAUAUACUAAUUGCAUUAAAAACAGAUCUUAGAUUAGAAUUAAUCAAAUUUACAAUAAAUUCGUCAAAAUGA